UUAGAUACAACUUAAGCGUCUUAAGCGUUGAGCAUCGCGGCCUGUGUCGUGGUAACUGUGAUUGACAAACUUCACCACCCGCUGCUGGUGGCGCUGCCUCCGGCCGCGUCCGUUUGGGUUUCCAUAGUAACCGAAGACUGGCAACAAGUUUUGAAAUAUACGUUAGAAAGAAGUGAGUGAAGCGGGGACUUUACAGUGAAAUAAAGUCAAGGCUGAAGACACCGGCCGGACAUGAGCUGCCAGAGUUCACGGUGAGUUCGUGACGAAUCAGACGAAGCAAUGGGAUGUUGAUCGUUUAAAAAUGCGUGCACGUAUGUGGUUUGAAACGUUUGCUUUGCGUGUGCUAAACAGCGCCGUGGUGACCGGGAGCAGCCUGUGGGAGUGGAGCGACACUUUGGUUCAUUUACGGAGGAAACGGCGGGAGCAGGAAACGCUGUCUGCGGUGAUUGAGGAGAGCCGACAGAAAUCGGAGGAGUUGAGACUCCGCAAAGAAGAGCGCCAACAAGAGGCUGAGCGAACCAGAGGACUGAGCCGAAGCCAAGAUAUAUUACCCAAGGAUCGCGAAACAAGCCGUGCUGUUCUAAAAGCCGAGAAGCAAAAGAGGGAGCUGACUAACAUGGAGGCCGAGCUGCAGAAACUUCAAGAGGAGCAAAGUUCAUUGGAGAGGAGAAUAGAGCAGCAGCUGCAACAGGUGCAGAGAUGUUCUCUGUUCCAUGACUUCAUGCAGCGGGUUGUUCAGGCAACUAAGUUUGAAAAUGUUCAGGCCAUCACAGAUUCUCUUGAGAACCUUCUUCGCACCAGAGAUCAGUUCAGUGAGAGGUUCAGCCGAGCAGAUGAGCAGGUGAACCGGCAAAGAAAAGCUCUGCUGACACAUGAGGACCAGCACCGUCUGACCGUCCUGGGGAGGAGCAACCAGCUGUUGCAGCUCCAGACUGAACUGGAGAGGACGUUCUCAGAGGCUGAAUUCUGGGAGAGAGAGUGGAGUCACAUCCAGGAAACGGCAGCAAAUGAAACCCUACUGCUGGGUCAAAUUAAAAUGGCGACCCUGAACCUCCAUGAGUUGACGAAUGGAGAAGCAGAGAAUGCAGGAGCGGAAGCUACGUACGAUACAGAGUUACUGCUGGAGAAGAUCAGCGUUUUUGUCCAGGACCAUAAUGACAUUGUGAAGUGGGGAACUACUUUCACAUGACAACAGCUGGUUUGUUUAGUAUAAGGCAAGACCUUUUCCUGUGUCAUGGAUUAUGCUAUACACAAUAAAUACUGCCAUCUG
This is a messenger RNA of Synchiropus splendidus (mandarinfish), 1270 nucleotides long. RefSeq names its product coiled-coil domain-containing protein 42 like-2-like. The record is from RefSeq and is a predicted model, not a curated record. Lineage: Eukaryota; Metazoa; Chordata; Actinopteri; Syngnathiformes; Callionymidae. Bases 302 to 1189 code for a protein of 295 amino acids. The transcript is spliced from 6 exons.